AUGACACAAAAAUUAAACGUGGCAGCACUAGUUGAGCGAGAAAACGUACAAGAGACGACGAGUUUUAAAAUAAUAAUAUCGGAAAUGGUGAAAACGUGCGCGAGAUGUGAAAAAACUGUGUAUCCAAUUGAGGAAUUAAAAUGUUUAGACAAGAUUUGGCACAAACAAUGUUUCAAAUGUCAGGUUUGUCAAAUGACUCUCAACAUGAGGAAUUACAAAGGAUUUAAUAAGGAUCCAUAUUGCGAGGCGCACAUACCGAAAGCGAAAGCUACGACGGUUGCGGAAACUCCCGAAUUCAGACGAAUAGCGGAAAAUACAAAAAUACAAUCGAACGUGAAAUACCACGAAGAUUUUGAAAAAACGAAAGGGAAAUUCACGCAGGUCGCAGACGAUCCGGAAACCCUACGGAUAAAAGCCAAUUCUAAAAACAUAAGCAACGUUGCGUACCACGGAGAACUCGAAAAGAAAGCCGUCAUGGAAAAGCUUAGAAACAUGGGAGGAGAAAAUGGACAUAACGAAAGUGGAAUCGGUAAUAACAACUCGCAACAACAACAACAACAACAACAACAACAAAUGGAUAGAAGUUAUGGAAUACAGCAUAAACCGGUUUAUCACGAAUCUCAAACGAAUUCUUCGUAUCCGAUGAGGCAAAGUUCGACGGUUAUUUACACGUCCGACAGAGGACCGGUGUCAAGUUUACCCGAUAGGAGAAUCGGUUCGAUACACGAUUUGGAUCCUGUCAAUGAAUUUUACGGUUCGUUAGGAGACAGUGCAAAAAGUUCCGGAACGGAUUAUUACGGAAGGAAUUACAUGAUGUCGCAAAAUAACGGACAGCAACAGUCACAGCCACAGCCACCACCACAACAACAACAACAACAACAGUAUCAUCAACAACCUUUGCAACAGCAACAACAACAACAGCCGCAAUAUCAACAUCAUCAGCAACCUUUGCAACAACAACAACCGCAGCAACCAAAAUAUCAAACACCCGAGUACGCGUAUUCCAAUAAUCAAACCCAACAGCAAUACAAUAGAAACGUAAUGAACGGACACCAAAGAUCAUCCGGACAGAAUAUGAGUUACACAAAUGAUUACACUCAAAAUAGUUUACCAGAACCUCAGCAGGAUGUUUCCGUUCGUCAACAAGUUCGAAAUUCCGGGAGAGUUUUCCGAGCCAUGUACGAUUACAAAGCUCAAGAUUCCGAUGAAGUUUCUUUCAUGAACGGUGACCUCAUCGUCAAUUGCACGCCCAUAGAUGACGGUUGGCUUAUCGGUGUCGUCAAAAGAACCGGACAAAGCGGAAUGAUUCCUGCUAAUUACGUCACGUUGGCCAUUUAA
Pediculus humanus corporis (human body louse) is the source of this 1338-nucleotide messenger RNA. Its product is annotated as lim and sh3 domain protein 1, lasp-1, putative. The record is from RefSeq and is a predicted model, not a curated record. Gene Ontology annotation, cellular component: focal adhesion. NCBI's taxonomy places the organism in Eukaryota, Metazoa, Arthropoda, Insecta, Psocodea, Pediculidae. The coding region runs from base 1 to 1338 and encodes 445 amino acids. The transcript has 8 exons. Gene Ontology annotation, molecular function: actin filament binding.